Solanum pennellii is the source of this 699-nucleotide messenger RNA. RefSeq lists its product as uncharacterized. The transcript has 3 exons. The record is from RefSeq and is a predicted model, not a curated record. The coding region runs from base 1 to 699 and encodes 232 amino acids. Lineage: Eukaryota; Viridiplantae; Streptophyta; Magnoliopsida; Solanales; Solanaceae.
AUGGCAGAUUUUUUUUGGGGUUGGGACAAGGAAAAAAGAAAGUAUCAUUGGGCCUCUUGGGAUACGAUGUGCCUUCCUUUGGAUGAGGGAGUGGUGGAUUUUCAGAAGCAAGCAGACAUUAUGGGGUCGAUUCUUGAGAGCAAAAUACUGUCAAAGGGCUCAUCCGGUAGCAAAAAACUACACACGGGGCAAUCUUUGGAACACAUGCUGGACGAGGCAGUCUGGAAAACUUCUGAGAAAGGGCAGUUCUCCUGUGCUACUGCCUGGGAACACAUUCGUCACAGGAAGGAGAAAAAUAAUUGUAGUAAGAACAUCUGGCAUAAGUUAAUCCCGUUUAAAAUUUCUUUUUUAGUGUGGAGGGCAUUGCGUGGUAAGCUCCCCACUAACGAAAGAAUUAUUAAAUUUGGGAGGGAGGCAGCCCAAUGUUCCUGCUGUUACAGCCCUGGGGAAGACACCAUAGAUCAUAUAUUUGUAACUGGUCAUUUUGCUAACAAUAUUUGGAGGUUCUUUUCUGCAGUUGCAGGGCUGCCACAUGAGCACUCCACAAUUCACACACUGCUGCAGAAAUGGAGGAACCUGGCGCAGGCAACUGAAGUGCAGAAGCUGGCAACCAGGCUGCUGCCAGUCAUCAUUCUCUGGAAUCUCUGGAAAAAUCGCUGCGCAGCAAAAUACGGAGCAAAGCAAUCCAACACAGCUUGA